Molecule: messenger RNA, 1420 nt
Organism: Austrofundulus limnaeus
Lineage: Eukaryota; Metazoa; Chordata; Actinopteri; Cyprinodontiformes; Rivulidae
Product: forkhead box protein B1
Exons: 1
Coding region: 300-1151 (283 amino acids)
Biological process (GO): regulation of transcription by RNA polymerase II; cell differentiation; anatomical structure morphogenesis
Molecular function (GO): RNA polymerase II cis-regulatory region sequence-specific DNA binding; DNA-binding transcription factor activity, RNA polymerase II-specific
Source: RefSeq, a predicted model, not a curated record
GCGGUCACGUGACGCCGAGAAGCGUCCCAUUAAAGAAGCUCCUGUCCUGCGCGCUCACAGAGGAGGCACCGCGAGCCGGAACCGAGCAGGACGGACCGGGACAGACCGGGACCCCGCAGGGAGGGAGGACCAGAACUUUUCUUCAACUUUUCUACAAGUUAAACCCAAGAGUUCUGGUCCACCUCAGAUCAGGACCACGAUGCGUCCCGGACCGCGGUCCGGUCCAGCGCGGCGCGUAAAGACGCAGUGAGGAUCUGAGAGCGCAGCGGUCCGGGUCCGGGUCCGGGUCCGGCCGAACCAUGCCCCGGCCCGGCAGGAACACGUACAGCGAGCAGAAGCCUCCGUACUCCUACAUCUCCCUGACGGCCAUGGCGAUCCAGAGCAGCCCGGAGAAGAUGCUGCCGCUCAGCGACAUCUACCGCUUCAUCAUGGACCGCUUCCCGUUCUACCGGGACCACACGCAGCGCUGGCAGAACUCCCUGAGACACAACCUGUCCUUCAACGACUGCUUCAUCAAGAUCCCGCGCCGGCCGGACCAGCCCGGCAAGGGCAGCUUCUGGGCCCUGCACCCGAACUGCGGCGACAUGUUCGAGAACGGGAGUUUCCUGCGGCGCCGGAAGCGCUUCAAGGUGGGCGGGGUGCAGGUAUCGGACCCGCUGAGCGGCACCGGGAGCCCGGACCCCCUGCAGAGCCACUACCUGCAGCAGCAGGCCAAGCUGCGGCUGAGCGCGCUCCAGGUCCAGGUCCCGGUCCCGGCCGGGUCCAACCUGAGCUCCGGCUUUAAGCCCCCCUUCACCAUCGAGAACAUCAUCUCCAGAGAGUACCGGAUCCCGGGGGGGCUGGCGGCCUUCCCCGGCGCCGGGUACCCGCUGCACACCCAGCUGAGCCCGGCCUGGACCCACAUGUACGGCUCGGGGGUGAUGGACCCGGCGGGCCCCCUGUCCGUGCCCGCCCCUGCGGACUACACGGCCUACGGCGUGCCGCUCAAGUCCAUCUGUCACCCGGUGCCCAUCAAACCCCCGCCCGGUCUGCCGGGACUUCCGGCCCACAUCCCCGCCUUCCUGGCCAACUCGCCCCGGUCCCUGAGUCCCCCCUCCCCGCACACCGGUCAGAGCAGCCCGGCCGCCCCGCCUCCGGUGACGGUGCACUGACCUCUGACCCCCGGACCUGCAGACCGGCUCUGUGGACCCAGAACCUUCGGACCGGUUCUGUGGGUCCAGGACUUUUCUGUGGCUGUUUUACGUGUUUGAUGUUUUUUUGAUCAAAGAAAAAAAAGGCGGUAAAACAAGAAGUUUCCUCUUUGAUGUUUGAUGUUUCCGCUCGUGUUUAAAGAACAAAGAGAGCCGACAUGAAAGAAGAAUGUUCUGAUGUUCUGCACUUUGUACAAAAUCUGUUCACUAUAAAUGUUGUGUUGAAACUC